AUGGUACAAUAUGAUUAUUAUUUCAGAAAUAAUUUAACAAGUGAAGAUAUUAUAUCGCUAUUACUACUACUACUAACUACUACUACUACUACUACUACUACUACUAAUACUACUACUACUACGACUACUACUACUACUACUAUUACUACUACUGUUACUACUACUACUACUACUACUACUACUACUACUACUACUACUACUACUACUACUACUACUACUACUACUACUACUGCUAAUAUUAAUAAUAAUAAUAAUAAUAAUGAUUAUAGCAUGAAUUCAGUUGUCUAA
This is a messenger RNA of Schistosoma turkestanicum, 288 nucleotides long. The record is from the annotation of a GenBank genome assembly. Lineage: Eukaryota; Metazoa; Platyhelminthes; Trematoda; Strigeidida; Schistosomatidae.